Molecule: messenger RNA, 979 nt
Organism: Equus caballus (horse)
Lineage: Eukaryota; Metazoa; Chordata; Mammalia; Perissodactyla; Equidae
Gene: CD3E
Product: CD3 epsilon subunit of T-cell receptor complex
Biological process (GO): positive thymic T cell selection; cell surface receptor signaling pathway
Cellular component (GO): membrane; alpha-beta T cell receptor complex; external side of plasma membrane
Molecular function (GO): transmembrane signaling receptor activity
Source: RefSeq, a predicted model, not a curated record
AAACGUUUCCAAGUGACGUAGAACACUGCAGGCCCACAGGCCCCUCCACACUUCCUGUGUGGGGCUCAGAAACCCGCCUCCCCUCCCAGCCUUAGGUGCCUGCUUCGGAAAAUGAAAUAAUAAGCCAACUGGCCUCCGCCAUCUUAGGUAGCGUGAGUGUCCAGUGAGAGAAGGAUGCAGUCGGGCAAUCUCUGGAGAGUUCUAGGACUCUGCCUCCUAUCAGCUGGCGCUUGGGGACAAGAUGAGACUGAAGAAACUGUUCCAGAAAAACCCGCAUCUGGACAGAAAAGAUAUGAAGUCUCCAUCUCCGGAACCACUGUAAAGCUGACAUGCCCUGAGAAUUUUGGAAACGAAUUAGUAUGGGAAAUAAAUGAUAAAAAAUCUGAUAAGAAGGACUACACACUAGUACUGGAGAAUUUUUCAGAAGUGGAGAACAGUGGUUACUAUAUCUGCUACCAAGAAAACUCAAAGAAGACCCAUUAUCUCUACCUGAAAGCCAGAGUGUGUGAGAACUGCAUGGAGGUGGAUCUGACGGCAGUGGCCACAAUCAUCGUAGUCGACCUCUGCAUCACUCUGGGCUUACUGCUGCUGGUGUAUUACUGGAGCAAGUCUAAAAAGGCCAGGGCCAAGCCUGUGACGAGGGGAGCAGAUGUUGGCGGCAGGCCCCGGGGACAAAACAAGGAGAGACCCCCGCCUGUUCCCAAUCCAGAUUAUGAGCCCAUCCGGAAAGGCCAGCGGGACCUGUACGCUGGCCUGAAUCAGAGAGCCGUCUGACAGUUCCUGAGGACACUGCCUCCUGCUGGCCCAGCUCUCCCUUUGGCAACCGUCUGUGGGAAUGGACUAGGUAAAUGAGACAGCCCUUCGCUCCCUCCCCCUGUCUCCACUGUAGGCCCCUGGAUGUUCGUUUGCAUCUCCAUGAAUGUGCUAGGCUCCUUGUCAGCUGAGAGAGAAAAGAAAUAAAGUGUAUUUGGCUGAAAGA